CGGACUACAGGAUCUGGUAGGAAUUUCCGAAUGAUCAAUGCUUUCACGGACAUCGAAUGUGUUUGAUGACACGUGCAUUCGUGCGAAGACAUUAUUGAAAAAAAUCGAUGCGAUGGUGAGAAUGCAAGAUAAUGAUAUAAUAGGUGAUCGGAGAAACAACCGAUAAUACAUCGCUAAUGUCAAUUCUAUAAUUCUGAAGAGCUUCGGAUUUAUCUGUCUGACUAACUUCGCAAAACCGGCUAAUCAAACACAAGAGGGGAGACACGAGAGAAAUAGAGUAAAAGCUGACUGAAAUCCUCAAUUAAAACCGGCAUCGAUCAUCAAGUAAAUAACUCCCGCGUUACAUGGAAGACUUAUCGGUGAGUGCAACCAGGGUGUGACAAGAUAAAUGCGCACGAUCUAAUAUGAUAUCGAGUGACGAAAGAGGAGCGGAAGAACUUGUCUCGCCUAAAUGUCGCCGCGACAAGUACUGCACGUCGUAAUUAUAGGUGCAUCCGGAGCAAGGUCGAAUUACCAUUUCCAUUUUCGAGGUCCACUGAUAUAUUCAAAGUUCGAUUAUGCUCAAUGCAAAGUGCUUGACGAGCAUUAAUUUAAAGGUUGACACGACAUAAAUUUCGAGUACGUUCUCGAUAAUCGACACUCGAUAGACUUUGAUAAGGUGCAACUACUGUCCAGGAUGGGACUCAUUUGUGUCUACGUCUUUUUCGCGUAUUUAUUGACACCAAUUGCGUGCACGAGUGACGCGAUGCCCAUCAUAUAUUCUAUCGCAUUGCAAAAUGAGACCACAAUGCCGGAGGAAUACAGGCACUUACCGUUGGUGGGAAAAUGUUGCUCCAUAGACGAAGCCCUCAUAAAAGAUACGCACGGGAAUACCGUUUCUUGUGCUUCUUCGAAUGACUCGUCGACGAAUUUUUCGCCUCUCUUCAGCGAUUUCAAUCGUACCGGCGCGCUGGUGCCCGGUGAUAAAUGUGAGGCAUUCACCGCUCUCGUAGGAAAUCCCUGCAAUCGGAGGUACAUGCUACAACCGGAGAACAAGGGUGAUGAGUAUUAUUUAUUGGCGAAUGGUUCCAUCUUCGCGCCGCGACUCGAUCUCGUACCGAUUAUGUUGAUGCCCGGUAAGAACUAUUGCAUGGAUGUUGUGGCCGAGCUGGGACUUCGAGUAUUUGUCUGUUUUCAAGAUGUUCCGCCACCGAUCACGGGUACACCGGUCAUUAUUUAUGCCUGCGGGCUCCUGAUCUCGGUUCCUUUUUUGAUACUUACCAUUGCGGCAUACACGAUAACACCAAGAUUGAGGGACGUCCACGGGAAAGCCCUUUGCCACUAUUGCGGCUGCUUGGCGCUGGCCUUUACCACUUUAGCUAUUACGCAACUCGCAAGCGGACAAUUAUCGUUUCAAGCCUGCGUUAGUAUAGCAUUCGUCAUCCAAUUCUCGUUCGUGGCCUGCUUCUUCUGGCUGAACGUGAUGUGCAUCGAAACAUGGGCAUUGGUACAUCACCAUGUGAACCAGCGCUCGUACAAGAGAAUCCAGCCUAAAACACUGUUCUUCUACUACUCGAUAUGGGCCUGGGGCUCCCCGGCGGGCCUCAUUCUCGUCUCGAUGUUGAUGGAUCUCAGUCCUACAAUACCCACGACCUACGUUAAGCCCGGUUUUGGUAGCGAGCGCUGCUGGUUCCAAUCCGAUACGAAAGCUCUGCCAUAUUUCUACGCACCAGUCGGUAUCCUUCUGUUAGUGAACAUGAUCCUCUUCAUAAUCACUGCUGUCAAGAUCAGCCGGUACCAGCAAGCUCUUGCGCUGAGACGCUUGGCGAGGAAUCACCAUUCCGAUCGGGAGGAUCAAAGACUCUUCCGCAGACUCAAACGGGUCUUCAUCGUUUGCCUUGUACUCUUCUUUUUGAUGGGUCUCAAUUGGAUGAUGGAAUUAAUUUCUUGGGGGGUUGGCGGUGAUCCUUUCGACUGGACGGCGUUUGAUUUGGUGAACGCACUUCAGGGUGUCCUCGUCUUCGGUCUAUUCGUUCUGAGAAGGCCUAUCAGAGACUUCGUUUGGCAUAGAAUACAGAAGAUACGAGGAAUAAACACCACGGAAUUAAACGUCGGAAGCAUGGACUUAGCGCUAUUACCCGUAAUAAACGGCGAUAUCCCACAGAGAUCGUAUAAUUCUUAGAAUAGUUCUUAGAAAAAGACUGAUCUUUUUCUAAGCGUGACAAGAUGAUGCAUUUAAUGCAGGCCGAAGUGAUAUCGACUGUAAACUUAAUGCGAUCGAUAAACCGAUAAUCCAAUGGACCGACAAAAGGAAGGAGCCGGGAUAUAUGGGUCUCACGUCAAUGAGAUGAAAGUUAUUUUAAUUUCGCUGUGUACAAUAGCAACACGGAGCGACCUUCUCGAACGGUGACGCUCAUGAAGAGAUACAAAAUAUUUUAUUGGGAUGAUUUCGUUGCAAAUCACUCGAGAAACUCACUCAAGUUAACUAGCCCGCGAAAUCCGAUGCAAGGAACUUUCGCCUAAAAGAGAUUAUUUAUAAAUAUUUAAUUAAAUCACAAUUUUUAUAUUAUAAGUAAUAGUUUCUAGUCUUUUUUUUGCAAUAAUCUAAUUGUAAAUAUCAAUGCGCAUGUCGAGGCGUUUUAACUUCGAAUAAAAUGCAUCGACAGAGGAAACAUACGACGUGACUUUGCGCGCGUUGAAUUACAAGUAUUUCGCGAAGUUAUGUGAAAAUCUUUUUCUGCAAGAUAACAUGUUACGUAACGCAUUAUUCGUCCACCUCCGCAAAAUAUAGUACAUAUUGCGAUGUUACUGCGCUAAUUAUACAACUGCGGAAACAAACAAUGAACGGACCUCGCUUAAGGAUCUCAAAUGAUAAGAAUGUAAUCUGCGCAAUUAAAUAUGUGUGAGAACCGGCUGUAAUCCUAAAUUGAUGUUCAUUAAGGCUAAGUGAUUAUACAUCGCAGUAUUAAUCAUGGUAGUAUUAACGAUAAUACUUGUAGUUCUUCAAUUCACGCCGCAAGUCGAUGUUCACAUCGAUAAUGUUACCAUACCUUGUGUACUUAUACAUUGCUUAUUGUUGAACGGAACAACAAUGCGAUACAAUAAUAUUAUUGUGCGAAGCCUUUAUUUCAUGAAUCCGGUAUAACACGUUAUGUUAAUACAUUACAAAUAAAUUAAGUUUAAACAAAAGCGCAGCAUAGUGAAUAUUGAAUAGAAUACGUCAAAACGUGUUUAUUACCAAUUAUAAAUUCAUCGAAAAUACGUCAAUAUCGCAGUAUAUUCGAGAGGGGGGGGAGAGAACGGAGUUGUGGGUAGAAAAACAAGUUUUGCAUAAUAUUGUUAUCGAAUCGUAUUGUUGUUCCGUAUGUAGCUAGCAUUAUUUAUUGUCGUACUAGACAUUAUAAUUUAUUGAAGAAAUUGUGCAUAGAAUAGGACGA
This is a messenger RNA of Trachymyrmex cornetzi, 3416 nucleotides long. RefSeq names its product G-protein coupled receptor Mth2. The record is from RefSeq and is a predicted model, not a curated record. Lineage: Eukaryota; Metazoa; Arthropoda; Insecta; Hymenoptera; Formicidae. Gene Ontology annotation, cellular component: membrane. Gene Ontology annotation, biological process: G protein-coupled receptor signaling pathway; cell surface receptor signaling pathway. The coding region runs from base 677 to 2161 and encodes 494 amino acids. The transcript is spliced from 6 exons. Gene Ontology annotation, molecular function: G protein-coupled receptor activity.